Gongylonema pulchrum is the source of this 399-nucleotide messenger RNA. The record is from the annotation of a GenBank genome assembly. Lineage: Eukaryota; Metazoa; Nematoda; Chromadorea; Rhabditida; Gongylonematidae.
AUGACCGAAAGGGUGGAAGCCUAUUUGGUGAAGAAUAAGAGCAUCGCCCGCGAUGAUAUUGCUGAUGUUUGGCAGACAUUGGAACAGCUUUAUGUGAAAAGACUUUGGCAUCAGCUGACCGUGGAAUUGCGUAAAGUGAUUUGUGACGAUGCGUUCAUCAAGACGAUUGACCUGAAAGACUUCUAUGAUAAUUUUAUCAAUGAAUUCGAGCAUCGCAUCAAUCCGCUUCAGCUCGUCGAGAUUGUCAUUCCUGUGGCUAAAUCGAUCUUCAGAAAAAGUACUUCUUUCUCGGUCGACAUUUUUAAAAGAACUCUUCUGCAGAAACAGGCAGAAUUUCAGAAACAAUGCAUUCUUAUCCUUUGGCAGUUAUUGUUGACACAAAAAAAAAAAAAAAACUAA